This is a messenger RNA of Paramormyrops kingsleyae, 1532 nucleotides long. The record is from RefSeq and is a predicted model, not a curated record. NCBI's taxonomy places the organism in Eukaryota, Metazoa, Chordata, Actinopteri, Osteoglossiformes, Mormyridae.
UGUGUCUGUUUUUCUUUCACUUCCUCCUGCAUCAGCCCUGGGUAAUGAAGAGCAGACUUAACUCAUUCUGGGAAUAAUUUCAUAAGGAAACACAAUGCCUUUGUGGUGCUUGCUGGUGCUUUUGGCUCUCCCCGACCCAACUGUGAGCACCAACCCGGGAGUCAAGGUCCAAAUUACCCAGCAAGGCUUGGAGUAUGGCCGACAAAUUGGAAUCGCGUAUCUGCAGGAGAAGCUGAAGUCUAUCAGCAUCCCUGAUAUCUCUGGAUCUGAGGAUGUUUCUCCCAUUGGCAAAGUCGAGUACAGACUCUCAGGUAUGAGAAUCACAGACUUGGGCCUGCCGCAGUCCUCUCUGGGCCUCGUCCCCGGCACUGGUAUCAGCCUGUCCAUUGGCAACGCCUUCAUCAAUCUGCACGGAGACUGGCAUGUCAAAUAUCUCAAAUUCAUAAAAGACAGUGGCUCCUUUGAUUUGGCCGUAAGUGGUCUGACCAUCAAGGCCACCAUCAGUGUGGGCAGCGACGAAACGGGACGACCCACCGUAAGCAGCAAUGGCUGCGUGGCCAGCGUGGGUGAUGUCAGUAUCACAUUUCAUGGAGGGGCCAGUUGGUUGUAUAACCUUUUUACAAGCUUCAUUGAUCAAGCUUUGCGAGAUUCUUUACAGAACCAGGUGACUUUCAACAAUGCCCUAUGAUGCCUUAAUGUUCAGUGCCAGUCAAAGGUUUGGAUACACCAAGCCUCCUUCAAAGUUGAGUGUUGCAUCACAUGACCCGGCCACCUAACCUAAACACAGUAGAAAUGGUUUCAGAGGAGUUUGACCAGACAGUGAAGCAAAAGCAGCCAAUGAGAACUCAGCAUAUAUGUGGGACCUCCUUCAGGACAGCUGGGAAAGCAUCCCAGGAGACCACCUCAUGAACCUGGUGUAGAGGAGACAUUAAAUUUGACCAAGCAGUAAGGCAACACAAACACAGGAGCUUAACUAAAGAAACAGGGCUUUAUUGACCCCCAAAAUACAAACAGUAACAAACUCAAGACCUUAACAUUACAAAGCAAAGUAUUAACUGAAACAAACUGACCUUUCGAUAAGGAGACAUGAAGGAACAUAUACAGUAUAGUGGUUUGGCCAAACCAAUUAACACACAAAGGGGUAAACCAAAUAAACACUACAUAUAAUUAAACAGAGCAAAACAAAUCUAAACCCCAACUCCCCCCUCUAGCUAUGGCAGCACAUGGUUCACUCCUGCUCCAGGGGUUGUCCUUUUAAGAGAGCUCCGCCCUCGGCCACACCUAUAUGCUGAAUAGAAAAGACCACCCCCACAACCAAAGUAACUGCAAACCAAACAAUGAAUUUAGACAAUCACUGCACACAACCCUACAAUAUCAAACUAUGUACAGUACACUACACCCAACACAAAAGGCAAAACACAUCAAGUAAGACCUAUGAAUUAUUACUAUAAAUAAGGCAAAAAGCAUACAAAGUAAAUCAUCUAAGGAUGUAAGAAUGUUUCAGGUCUUACUGUGUGGCUGUAGCCAUCACA